GGCGCCAGCACAGUGAAAGCAGACCAGCUGAUGACAGUCAUAGUCCCUCGCGUUUAGUAGGUGUGUGCGCCUCGGUGGGCUCCUCACUUUACACAAUGAGAUUGUUGGCCCUCCUCCUGUUAGUAUGUCAAGCCCUGGGUGAAGUCAAGAAGCUUCGGCCAGUCCCACCAGUAAUUUUAGUGCCUGGGGAUGGCGGCUCUCAGAUGGAAGCCAAGCUAGAUAAGCCCGCUGUUGUUCACUAUGUCUGUACAAAGAAGACUGACUCUUGGUUUGACUUGUGGCUCAACAUGGAGUCACUUAUUCCUGGGAUCAUUGAUUGCUGGAUAGACAAUAUGCGCCUUGUAUAUGACAACACCACCAGGACCACCAGGAACUCACCAGGAGUGAUGACCCGAGUGCCAGGCUUUGGCUCCACAUCUACAGUGGAGUGGCUGGACCCAAGUCAUCACUAUCCCACCAGCUACUUUUAUGAUGUGGUUGAAGCCAUGGUGAAGUCUCCGCUGGGCUAUGUAAGGGACUCCACGAUCAGGGGAGCACCGUAUGACUUCCGGAAAGCUCCAAAUGAACAGAAGAACUAUUUCAAGGCUCUGAAGCACAUGACAGAGUCAAUGUACAACUCUGAGGGGCAGCGUGUGGUGUACCUGCUCCACAGCAUGGGGGGCCCCAUGAUAUGGUACUUCCUGGCUAACCAGCCACAGUCAUGGAAGGACGAAUAUGUGGAGGGUGUCAUCUCCAUGGCUGGGGCUUGGGGAGGUUCCAUCAAGGCCGUCAAAGUGUACACUGCAGGGGACAAUCUGGGGAUCUAUUUGAUAAAUCCACGGUCGAUCCGAGAGGAGCAGAGAUCAGCAACAAGCCUUGCCUUCUUGUUGCCCUCACCUGAUCUUUGGAAGGAAGAUGAAGUGCUGGUCCAAACACCUGAGAAAAACUACACCACUGCAAAUUUCAAGGAUAUGUUUGAGGCACUGAACUUGCCUGAUGCAUAUAACAUAUACCUGGACACCAAGAACCUGCUGAAGGAUGCACCGCCACCAGGAGUGGAUCUUUAUUGUCUUUAUGGACAUGGCAUCAACACUGUGGAAAAACUAGUCUACCAAGAAGGCUCAUUUCCUGAUAAACCAGAUCUUGUGUUUGGGGAAGGAGAUGGAACAGUAAACCUUCGCAGUGCCCAAGUCUGUGAAUCGUUUGCAUCAAAACAAAGGCAGAAGGUGCAUGCUAAAGCAUUCCCAGUGAUGGAGCACAUGGCCAUCUUGAAGGAUGUCGACAGCAUCUCGUAUGUCGUAGAAACGCUCACAAACAUUACCCAGAAGAACGAGGAGGCUGCUGCCAAGGCCACUCAGGUGGAGGCUUUGGAAAAGCAAAGAGAGAAAAAUAUGGUGGAUCAGCAUCUUUUCCACAUCUUAUAUAAGAAAAAGAACUUUAAAAGAAAUGAUAUUAGUUCAGCAUCUUUCUGGAAGGUCUUGAAUAUGAAUGCCAUGCCUAAUGUGUUGUGAUGAAACAUAACUGUGUUAUUAACAAAUGAAAGCUGUCAGAUCCACCACAAGUUACCUCUACCUUAGUAUAUUGUUGAUAGAGUCCCAGAGAUGUUUGAUGACUGUUCUCAUGUGAUACCUUUUCUCCUGUGUGUCAGUGUUUGGUCUUUUUGGUCAAAGAUUGAUCCUCAGAAAAGGAUGUUCUUGCUAGUAUGGAGAGAUAGAAAUUGCACUCAGUUGAAUUUCCACUAAUUGAAUACUUUAGUGAAUGUAUAU
Scylla paramamosain (green mud crab) is the source of this 1745-nucleotide messenger RNA. Its product is annotated as phospholipase A2 group XV-like. The coding region runs from base 96 to 1490 and encodes 464 amino acids. The record is from RefSeq and is a predicted model, not a curated record. Lineage: Eukaryota; Metazoa; Arthropoda; Malacostraca; Decapoda; Portunidae. Gene Ontology annotation, biological process: lipid metabolic process. The transcript is spliced from 8 exons.